UCUCAAACCACGGAAGCAAUAUCCAUCCUUUAGUGUAGUUGUAAAUUGUGAUGGCAUUAUCCAUCUCUUCUACUGCCCCCGCCGCAACGAUAUUUUCCAACUCCCAAUUCAAUCGAUUCAGAGUGGUCACCGUUAAGUGUGAAUCAAAAGAACCACCACCUGAGACGGGGCUCCGGCUACCGGCAAAAAGCUCAAAACUUGAGAUCGGCUCCCCUGUUAUUGUUACUGAGGCUCCCAAAAUGAUAAAGACGGCUGCAUCUGUUCCAUGCCUUCGGGUGAAUUCUGGCUUAGUCAACCCUGGUGAUGUUGGAAGAAUUGUGUCAAGAAAGCCCAAGGAUGUGUGGGCAGUUCGUCUUACCAUUGGCACUUAUCUCAUAGAUGGGAAAUACUUCGAGCCCUUGCAGCUUGAUGAAUGAUUCUGUAGGCUAUCAUAUCAGCUUGUUUUCAUUUGAAGCAUUGGAGGACAGAAUUCAUGAAAGUAGCAUUAGGAGAUCUUGUGUAUAAUUUUUUUUUUUUUUUUUUCUUCUCUAAAAUUUUAUUUUUGUUUGUGCGAAGGCUCUAUAUAUUAGCUACAGUAAUAUUAGAGCAAAUCU
Molecule: messenger RNA, 593 nt
Organism: Corylus avellana
Lineage: Eukaryota; Viridiplantae; Streptophyta; Magnoliopsida; Fagales; Betulaceae
Gene: CRR42
Product: DUF3148 family protein
Biological process (GO): NADH dehydrogenase complex (plastoquinone) assembly
Source: RefSeq, a predicted model, not a curated record